Cuscuta europaea is the source of this 1177-nucleotide messenger RNA. The record is from the annotation of a GenBank genome assembly. NCBI's taxonomy places the organism in Eukaryota, Viridiplantae, Streptophyta, Magnoliopsida, Solanales, Convolvulaceae.
GCCUAGUUACGGUGCAGGGUGUUGCCCCCCAGUCCGUGGUACCUGAUGCAAGUAGGAGCGUGUCUGACGCCACCAUGCCCGAGGUAGACGCCGGGGUGAAGAGCGGGCAGGGUGUUGCCCCCAGUCCGUGGUACCCGUUGCAAGUAGGGGCAUGCCCGACGCCACCAUACCCGAGGUAGACGUCGGGGUGAAGAGUGGGGUUCCCCCACGUCAUGGGGAACAAGCCGGUAAGAAGAAGAAAGGUGUGAAUCCUCCUCUUUGAUUCGGGAGCGGAGAAAUAGUUCAACCGGUACUAAUCCAUUUUACUCUGUUUAUUUUCUUGCAGAGGUUGCUGGUAUGCGGGGCAGGCUCGCUGCUCUGGCCGCAGAGGAGGACGCCAGGUUCCGGCCUUCGAGGACCGAAGUCAUUCCCUUCAUCGUGGAAAAACAACACGGGGCCCCUCCUGUUAACCAGCCAGCUCCUACCCUCAGUGCUUCAUCGAUUUUGGAUAUGGCGCGCUCUAUCAAAUCUUACAGCGCGGGGCUAAUGGACACAGCCGUCGCGCUUCAAACAAUAGGUCGUCGUCGCGAUGAGCUCCAGCACCAGGCUGACGAGGCUCACCGUCACUCGGUUGCCGUUCAGCGUCGGGCGGACGAAGCAACAGCUGCUCUGUCCGAGCUUCAGUCAAAAUAUGACUUUCUACAAUCGAAGUAUGAUCGACUGCAAGCAUCGUUCACGGAUGCGGGGUGUCAGGCAGUUGCGGCAUUUCAAACUUCCCCGGAAUUUUCAAAAAACAUCACUUCGAAGCUGGAGGCUCACCGCUCAGAGCAGGUCUAAGCAUGGUUGAAAACCGAGGAGGGUCAACUUUGGCGGGAUAAGGAAAUUCUCAUGUCCUUCAGGUGUGGCCGAUACGACAUGCAGACCACGUUGUACAAUAGGCUGGCAGAGUUCUAUCCCGACUUCGAUCCCGAAAAAUUUGGUUUGCCCGAAAUCAUGCCAGAUCCUGACGGGGCCAACGAGCAAGCGAACGAUUUGCCCCUUUUGCACUUAGAUAUUCCAGAUGACUUGGAAGAUGCCGUUCAUGGCUUUGAUUUUGAGACUAUCCUCAAUGGUGUUCCUGAGAACAUGCCUGAUCCUUAGAUCGUAGAUAUGGUUCUCUUAUAUUGUCGUCUUUAUUCUCAUUUUUGUUGGACAUUCC